AUGCAUCCAGGACGUAGACGCGCCUCCACCGCCCCUCAUCGGCAUCAAAACUUCUCCUCUCCUCCCACACAUCAUCAUCGCCAAAAACAACUUCGCAACCAUGGCUGGCACCCUCACGGAGAAGCACCUGGGCAGCCUCCCCCCCGUGAUAUCGCGGCGGCUCUGCGAAAAGGCCGGCAGCGCCAACGACCAGCUCACCCCGGCCGAGCGCUGGCUCUUCCUCAGCCGCCUCGACCUUGCCGGUCAGGCCCUCGCCGCCCCCUCCUCGCUCUCCCCCGCGCAGCUCGACCAGCUCCGCGGGCGCCCGCCUCCGUCCAAGAGGUGGUGCGCGCGCACUGGGCGCCGGACCGCAUCGACCGGCUGAGCCGCGCGGCGAUGGAGACGGUGGCCGGCGGGUGGUGGACCUUUGAGACAUUUCGGGUGUACGGCGACGACGAGGAGGACGGGGGGGAGGAUGAGGCGGUGCUGGCGGCGGCGGAGCAGGUGGCGGAGGGGCAGAGGCCGGAGGAGGUGGAUUUCGAGGCCGAGGUGGCGUAUCGGUUUUGUGAGAUGGUCGGGGAGGAGGAGGAGGAGGAGGAGGGGGAGGAGGAGGCGCCGCGCAUGGAGGAGGCGGAUAGGACGGAGGAGGAGCUGGAUGCGCUGCGAGAGGAGCACCUGGCGAGGCGGGCGAAGGAGGCGGAGGAGCUGAGGGGGCAGCUGCGGGAGCAGCUGGAGAGGGAGCUGGGGAAGGCGUCGUCGGAGGAUCUGGCGGCGAUGAGGGAGUUGAGGGAGAGGAUGGCUGUGGAGGUUGCUGAGGAGGUUCGGGAGGAUCAAGAGAGGGAGAGGGAAGAUGACGAGGAGAUGCUGAGAGGAAUGAAGAUGCUGGAGGUUGAGGAGGAGACGGAUGAAGAGGACGAGGAUUGA
This is a messenger RNA of Cordyceps fumosorosea ARSEF 2679, 903 nucleotides long. RefSeq lists its product as hypothetical. Lineage: Eukaryota; Fungi; Ascomycota; Sordariomycetes; Hypocreales; Cordycipitaceae. The transcript has a single exon. The coding region runs from base 1 to 903 and encodes 300 amino acids. The record is from RefSeq and is a predicted model, not a curated record.